This is a messenger RNA of Calypte anna (Anna's hummingbird), 2730 nucleotides long. RefSeq names its product interleukin 1 receptor associated kinase 4 (gene IRAK4). The coding region runs from base 87 to 1481 and encodes 464 amino acids. Gene Ontology annotation, molecular function: protein serine/threonine kinase activity; magnesium ion binding; ATP binding. NCBI's taxonomy places the organism in Eukaryota, Metazoa, Chordata, Aves, Apodiformes, Trochilidae. The transcript is spliced from 12 exons. The record is from RefSeq and is a predicted model, not a curated record. Gene Ontology annotation, biological process: protein phosphorylation; signal transduction.
CCGCCCUCUUAAAGGGGAAAUGAUGCAGGGAAACGCGGGAGGAGGUCCGUGGGCGCUGCCGCCAGGAAGGGACGAGGGAGCCGAGGAUGAGCAAGCCCGUGACAACUUCGACGUACGUCCGCUGCAUUAGCUACGGGCUCAUGAAGCGGCUGGCGGAUUUCAUCGAUCCGCAAGAAGGGUGGAAGAAACUAGCAGUGGAUAUAACCAACCCGUCUGGUGAAAGCAGAUAUAACCAAAUGCAUAUAAGGAGAUUUGAGGCAUUUGUACAAAUGGGGAAGAGCCCCACAUGUGAAUUACUUUAUGACUGGGGAACAACAAACUGUACAGUCGGUGAUCUUGUGGAUCUGCUGAUGAGGAAUCAGUUCCUAGCACCAGCAAGACUUUUGCUUCCAGAAGCUGCAACGACAACACAAGAAGUUACAUUGCCUCUUUCUUCACAGGAAACCUUGCCAAUACAUGAGAAACAACUGCCUAUACAGGAAAAAGAGGUGGCAUCUGUAAAGCCUGCUGUAGCUCAGAGUAUUGAGAAGCAAGGUUCAGCUCCUGCCUACCCAAGUCAAGAAAAUAGCAGCUCACAGUCUAGUAACACAGAUUUCCAUGAUUUUUUGUUUCAUGACUUGGAAAGUGUUACAAAUAAUUUUGAUGCACGACCAGAAUCAGCUGGAGGUAAUAAACUGGGAGAAGGUGGCUUUGGCAUUGUGUUCAAAGGCUGCAUCAACGGCAGAGAUGUUGCUGUCAAGAAGCUCAUUGCUAUGGUUGAUGUUAGUAUUCAGGACUUGAAACAGCAGUUUGAUCAAGAAAUACAAAUUAUGGCAAAAUAUCAGCAUGAGAAUCUAGUAGAACUGCUUGGUUUCUCAAGUGAUGGUGCUCAGCCAUGUCUGGUGUAUGAAUACAUGCCCAAUGGUUCACUGCUUGACAGACUUGCAUGUCUGGAUGGCACACCACCAAUUUCCUGGAAUACAAGGUGUAAAAUUGCUCAAGGUACAGCAAAUGGCAUCAACUUUUUGCAUGAAAAUAAUCAUAUUCACAGAGAUAUUAAAAGUGCAAAUAUCUUACUAACUGAUACAUACAUGCCCAAGAUUUCUGACUUUGGACUUGCAAGAGCAUCUGUAACAUUCACAAAAACAAUCAUGACAGAAAGAGUUGUUGGAACAGCAGCCUAUAUGGCACCUGAAGCUCUGCGAGGAGAGAUAACACCUAAAUCUGAUAUCUUCAGUUUUGGAGUAGUCUUACUGGAAAUAAUAACUGGUCUUCCUCCAGUAGAUGAAAAGCGAGAGCCACAGUUACUGUUGAGUAUCAAAGAUGAAAUAGAGGAUGAAGAAGCAACUAUUGAAAAUUAUGUGGAUGAAAAGAUGAGUGACUGGGAUGCACCUUCAGUUCAUAAAAUGUAUUCAAUUGCUGAUAAGUGUCUGAACGACAAAAAAAGCAGGCGGCCAGACAUAAAGAUGGUCCAACAACAUCUGCAAGAGAUAAAAACCUGAUACAUGUUUCUUCUGAUACACAAAUGUGUUUUGAAAUGAACCAGAGACCACUAGCAAAUAUUUUAUUAAUAUUUAGUACAACAUUAUCAGCUUUUCUGCUUUUCAGAAUUUUCUGGUCUGCACAUAAGAGGUGCUGUUGGCCUGUCACCAUUUUGCUAUUUUUAUGAACUGUUUUUUCACAUAUGACUCGGCAUUGGGCCCACACCAUAAGAAAACUUCCUUGGUUUUUUGGUAUUAAUAAAUGUCAGUGUUGGUAUGUAUUCUCCACAGCCUUUUAAAUGCAUUUCAAUAUUAGAAUGUCUGAUUUUUUUAAUUUGAAAGUAUCAAGAAUGUCUUCUAAAAAGGCACAUGACAGGGUAUUAAUUCUAGUGUUUGUGAAUGUGACUAUUUUUUCAUAAAGUCUUCUCAGGAUUAAUUUUACUCAAGUAAGUUUUGCAAGAUGUCUUCUUUGAUUUCAAGGUUUCCAAAGCAAAAUAAUUAUCUCACAGUGCAAAUUCAGAAAUAGAGGCAGCUUUCUUCCAGUGAACUUGUGCAAUAACAAACCAUUUAACUUUUGUUCAUAGGAAGAUUCUGUGCUACUUAAUAUUUUACACUUCAGGAGAAGAUUCCAUAUGGAUUGUAAAUAUAGAUAGAUAAUUUUGUUAAAGGGUACAGAACAAUAAUUCUUUUGAGAUAAAUUCUGCAUUUUACUUAGUCAAAUAAUUAAGUUCUGUCAUAUAUUUAUAGAUAGGUAUGUAUGUUAGUAAAUAAAAGAUACUUUAAAAACUAACAUAACUAAGCUUUCUAAAAUAGAAACAUUGACAGAUCAAAGCAGACUGAAAAUGAAAGUGCCUGGUAAGAUUCCAAAUAUUUUGGGCUAAGUAGGUAUGAAAAUACCAGCACUGUAUGUGCUGGUAAAUGAAAGAGGUUAUUUUAAUGUAAAGCUUUUUUGCACUUAUAAACUCUUUCCUGAGGCUUAGGGGUAGGAAUAUAUAUAGCCUGUCUUACUGUUAAAUUAGAAAUCCACGACCACAGAAAAAGAAAUUACGAAGAAAUUAUCUGACUGCAUUCUGGUAUGUGUAAUAUCUGGAGAAAGCAUGUGAUUUCUAAUGCUUCUUGUCAUAUUCUUGGAACUCUGGCUUGUAACUUAUUUUCUAUUGCCUUUUGAAAUUCCUGUUAGUUUAGGAAAAAAGUAUCCACCUAAACACCUUCUCGUUUUACUGAACUUAAAUUGUAAGAAGCUGUUAACCUAAAUAAAAACUGUGUUAUC